ACCCUCACUGAAACUGUAUUUCUGUUUGUCCCCAGGUGAAUGGCGAGGAGAGCGAAGGAUGUUGGACAUCACCAGAGACAAACCCGUCAAGGUGUGCGUACGAGUCGUCGUGCCCGUCCGGGACCAUCCCAAAUUCAACUUUGUGGGCAAACUGCUGGGUCCUAAAGGAAACUCCUUGAAGAGGUUACAGGAAGACACCAUGUGCAAGAUGGCGGUCUUAGGACGGGGCUCGAUGAAGGAUAGGCAGAAGGAGGAAGAGCUCCGUGUGUCAGGGGAUCCGAAGUUUGCUCAUCUGUCUGAUGAACUCCACGUUGAGAUCAGCGCCUUCGCUACACCAGCUGAAGCACACGCCAGGAUCGCGUACGCACUGGCUGAACUUAGGAGAUUCCUAGUACCGGACUACAACGACGACAUCAGACAGGAGCAGAUGCUGGAAAUGCAGAUUCUGUCCUCACAGACCGAGCAGCGCCGACUCACUCCUCCCGAGUCCUCCCGGAGCGGCAGCGAAGAAGCACUCCCACUUAGGGAUACGACGCAUAAACAGAGACUCUCCGGAGUGCCUCCAUCUCCGGCGCCGGCAUCUCUGCCUGGUGGCAUUGCCAUCAACCACGGCACCAACACUCGGGACUUCUCACCACCAGCACCGACACCAGCACCUGAUCAUUUGUCUGCUGCACAUCAUCAGCUGGCAGCUGGUCACACGGGACACGGCGUGCUAGUGGGAGGGGGAGUGCUGCAACAACCCCCCACUCAUCACCUGCUCACACAAAACUCUAUACUUGGUGGUGGCGAUAUCCUCGGGCUGAGCAGCCCAGUGCUGGGCGGCGUGCUGCACGCUCACCCGGCGCUGCGCGGUGUCAAGCCUGCCGCCGUCCACGCGCUGGCGACACAAGGUGCAGCUGGGCCGGGGGCUGCGAGUACGGCGCGCAAGCGACCACUGCUGGGAGGCACUCGGGCCGCUAUGUCACCGACUAAACGCGCCGUGAUGACCCUACUGGCGCGCGCUAGGGCUGCGACACACAAACACGCGCCCACGUGGCCGGCGCCCCACGAGCACACAGGCCUUCUACCACUUAUAAGGGACGAGUUCGUGACUGGUGUAGGCGUCAAUAUCAAUCUAGCAUAA
Spodoptera littoralis (African cotton leafworm) is the source of this 1126-nucleotide messenger RNA. The record is from the annotation of a GenBank genome assembly. Lineage: Eukaryota; Metazoa; Arthropoda; Insecta; Lepidoptera; Noctuidae.